Molecule: messenger RNA, 1681 nt
Organism: Cyprinus carpio (common carp)
Lineage: Eukaryota; Metazoa; Chordata; Actinopteri; Cypriniformes; Cyprinidae
Gene: nostrin
Product: nitric oxide synthase trafficking
Cellular component (GO): plasma membrane; cytoplasm
Molecular function (GO): protein binding
Source: RefSeq, a predicted model, not a curated record
AGGGUCAAAGUUUAAACUGCUGAGUUAAAGUAAGACCAGUGUGAAGAUGAAGGACCCGCUGAGCAGCUGUACUUAUAAUCUGAUGUAUCAGGAGCUGAAGAGAAUCUCGAAGAAUGGCGAGUUUUUCUGCAAAGAGCUCUUGGCCGUCUUUCAGCAAAGAUCUGAACUGGAGAUCAACUAUUCGAAAGGACUUCAGAAGAUCGCAGGGAAACUUCUUAAAGUCUCGAAAGAGAUGUGUGACAACUCCACAUAUCGUGCGUGGUCCUUCAUAUCAGAUGAAAUGUACGCCUCAGCAGAUGCCCACCGCAUACUGGGAAAUGCUCUCAACCAAGAUGCCAUUCAGGAAAUCCGUCAAAUCCUAGAUGAACACGGGAAAAGAAAAAGACCACUUGACAAUGCCGUUGAAAAGUCAGGAAAGCUUGUUCUUACAAACUGGAAUGAACAAAUUAAGCUAAAAAAGAAGCUGAUUGGGUUGACAAGAGAACAUGAAGCUCUCUUCAGCUUUGUGGAGAAAAAUAAACAAAUCUGUACAGAGAAGGAAAAACAGAAGAUGUUGAACAGAUUGACUAAAUCAGCAGAACUUCAGGCCAGAGUCGAUGAGGAAUAUUUUAACACCAACAUGGAGGGUCACCACAUCCGACUGAAGCUGGAGAACACACUGAAAACCUGCUACCAGAUCGUUCAGGAGCUUGAGAAGCAAAGAAUAGAGACCCUGUCCAACACCCUAAACAAGUACAGUCUCUUCAUGACCGUAUACGCGCAGACCGUCAUUCACAGUCACAAACAGAUUGAGCAGGCUGUACGCAAAGUUGAUGUGGAGAAGGACAUUCAGUCGCUGGUCGAGGACGUCAGUGCUACGGAGGAUGACAACAAAGCUGAAUUUCUCAUGGCUGACUACUUCGAGGAAGAAGGAAAAACAGUCAUGGGAAAAGAAAGAAGGAAAGAUGCCAUCAGAACCAAACUGCAGCGUCUGGAGGACUGCAUCACGAAAACAAAAAGCGACAGAGAAGGUUUAGAGAAAAUGGUGAAAGUAUAUAGAGAACAACCAAACUUCUCCAAUAAAAAAAACUUGGAGGAAACGGAAGAGUUACUGGAUGAGGCCAUCCUCAAACUGGACCUUUUGGAAGCGACGCAUUGCAAACUGACGCACAGUCUGGCCGAGAUUGAGGGCAAGCCGAAAUCAAGACAUCGAUUCAGUGACAGCAUCACUAAAUGGAAAGAAAAGGACUGUGAGCACAGCGUCGUGCAGCUUUCUCGACCGGUGAGGAUCAAAAAGACUCCGUUCAGAUCACGUCAGUCCAUGAGGAGCUCCGUGAUCAAUAAGAGUGUGCUGACCAACCAAAGCUCUGAUACGACAAGCGAAGAGCCCUCGACUGAGGCGACCGAUGUCACGCAUAACACAGACGAGCAACAGAGCGGCCCGGUCAACGGAAGCGUGUCUGAAUCUGAAGAGGAUAGAGGCUCAGAAUUCUGCUCAGUCGGCAGAUGCAAGGCUUUAUACAGCUUUACGUCAGAAAGAGAGGAUGAGUUAAACAUUAAUGAAGGAGACGUACUGGAUAUCUUUCAGAAGGAUGACACGGGCUGGUGGUUCGGUGAGCUCAACGGACAGAGAGGACAUUUCCCAUCCACGUAUGUGGAAGAGCUGCCUGUUUUCACUGAGAUGAAGUCAUCUGAAGCUUAG